AUGUUUUACUUUACAGUUGAUGGCAGUUGGGGAAACUGGGGGCAAUUUUCCACUUGUUCCAAACCUUGUGGUGGUGGUAUGUUGACUCGACAACGACUUUGUGAUAAUCCAAGUUCCGCAAAUGGAGGUGCGACUUGUAUCGGCGAUCAAACUGAAACUAAGGCAUGCGCAGAAGAUCCCUGUCCAGUGGAUGGAAAAUGGGGAGCAUGGUCAAAUUAUGACACUUGUUCUACAACAUGUGGUAGGGGGACACAAAAGAGGACAAGACAAUGUGAUAAUCCAGCAUCAAGCUUUGGUGGUGCCACCUGUUCGCCUCCUGGUAGCGAAACUCAGUCAUGUAAUCCCAUUUCAUGUCUAGGUAGUACUGUAUUAUUUUUUUUUUACAAUUUGGCGCCAGAAUAUCUCUGCUCAAAUUUUGGUUAG
Lottia gigantea (owl limpet) is the source of this 423-nucleotide messenger RNA. RefSeq lists its product as hypothetical. Lineage: Eukaryota; Metazoa; Mollusca; Gastropoda; Lottiidae. The transcript has 2 exons. The record is from RefSeq and is a predicted model, not a curated record. The coding region runs from base 1 to 423 and encodes 140 amino acids.